AUGGCUCAAGUGUGCACCAACUGCGGCGCCUCGCGCACCACGAACCGCAGCAAAUUCUGCUCCGAGUGCGGCCAGCGCUUCCUGACCGACAGCCACAGCUCUUCGCUCGCCACGCCGCCAGGAGACGGCAGUGUGCCCCUUGUCGCCUCGGCAUUCCGCGCGUCCACGUCGGCAUUUGGCGGUCAGACGUACCGCCACGCGCCCAAUGGGUCCACAAACGACAACAACAACAACAACAACGCCAACAACUACAACAGCGGCAAUAGCACGACAGCAAUGAUGCCGCCGUUCUCGUCGCCUGUCGUCGAGGCCCAUCCAGUACCGCCGCUUGGCGGCAAGUCGGCGGCCCCGCCCAGCGCCUUCCGCACCCGCAGCCACACGACAGCCACUGCACAGGCACCGAACACGGUCCGGUUCGCCCUUUCGAGCGACCGCUCGAGCAGUCCGUCGCUGCGUCCCAUGACCGUCGAGAUGCUCACUGAUACGACAGACGACGUGCCGCCGGCCGCGACGGGCGCCGACGCGCUGCAGCUCUACGAGCAGUGCGUGCAGACGAUGCGGGCGUCGAAGGGCGGCCAGAACGACCACGCGGUCAAGACGUUCAAGCACAACUGCCGGCAGUUUGGUCUCCACGAGAUGACAGUCGAGCGGUUUUACGCGUCGCUUGUCGCUGAGCUCGGCGCGCGCGACACGGGCGCGUUCGUGCCGACGUUGGCGCGUCUCGUGCCGGACGACGACCGGCGGAAGGAGCUCGUGCAGUACAAUGCCGCGCAGCAGCGACUUGUGCCGGGCGCGUUCACGGGCACUAACACCAACAGCAGCAGCAAUGGCAAUGGCAAUGGCAGUAGCCACACGAGGAGCUUUAGCUUUCGCAAUACCAACAACAACAACAGCAGCAAUCACAACAACAACAACAGCAAUGGACAGCGACCGCCUGCGGCUAUUGUGAACCGGACGUCGAGCAUGACCGAGUCGGACGCUGGCGCGAUGACGAAGAAGGGGGUGCUGAACAACCGGUACGCUGAUCACCCAAACUGCGACGUGUGCCACGUGCGGUUCGACGUGACAAAGCGACGCCAUCAAUGCCGGUUGUGUGCACAGUAUAUCUGCAGCGCGUGCUCGCCCGUUCGUCUGCUCGUGCCUCCCAGUCGAGUGAUUGAAGGCGCCAAGAAGUACGACGCGUCGAUUCCUCAGCGCGUGUGCAUCCAGUGCGCCCCAGAGCUGCACCCGCUUCAAGACGAGUUGGUGGCAACGUAUGCGCAGUCCCAGACGGACAAUGUCCACGAAGCGCGAGGCCGUCUCCACAUUCCGUUUACCACGUCUUUGAACAAAGAGUGCUGCAACGCCGCUGACGUGAUUGGCAAUUUCUUUCGCAACGAUUGGGGAUCAUCAGCGGACCGCGCGAUCCCCGUGGCGUUCCUGCAGAAAGCUCAUGGCCUGGCGGUCCUCACGGUGAUCAAGGCUGGCUUCCUCGUCUCGGGCACCAUUGGCACGGGACUGGUCGUUGCCAAACUGCCGGACGGCUCGUGGUCGGCGCCGUCGGCCAUUGGCACGUUUGGCCUGAGCGGCGGCUUUGAGAUUGGCGGCGAACUGAUUGAGGUCAUGAUCAUUCUGGGAUCGGAAGGCGCUGUUAAGGUGUUCCACAAGCCACAAGUCAGUCUCGGCGCGGGUUUGGACCUCGCGGUUGGUCCGUUUGGUCGAUCGGCACAGGCAGCUGCAGCCGCGAGCACGAGCGGUCUGAAUGCCAACUAUAGUUAUUCACACAGCAAGGGACUGUACGCCGGCAUUUCGCUGCAGGGGGCGAUCGUUGCUGCACGGUCCGACAUGAACCGAAAGUUUUACGGUCGCGACUUGCAGCCGAGCGAGUUGCUGAGCGGGUACGUGGAACAACCAGCAGCUGCGCGGCCACUGUACGAGGCAAUUGACAAUGCCAUGCGCGGCAUUGCGAAUCACAAGGAGGAGCAACAGCGCCGGUCGUCCCUCAUGGGGCCGUGCCGACUGUGCAAUUGCCCCAUGUUUCAGGCCCAUUCGACGCAAGUAUGGAACAAGAAGUGUAAAUCGUGCAAACACGCGCAUUGA
This is a messenger RNA of Hyaloperonospora brassicae, 2079 nucleotides long. The record is from the annotation of a GenBank genome assembly. NCBI's taxonomy places the organism in Eukaryota, Oomycota, Peronosporomycetes, Peronosporales, Peronosporaceae.